This is a messenger RNA of Rangifer tarandus platyrhynchus (Svalbard reindeer), 348 nucleotides long. The record is from the annotation of a GenBank genome assembly. NCBI's taxonomy places the organism in Eukaryota, Metazoa, Chordata, Mammalia, Artiodactyla, Cervidae.
AUGAGCGGGGAUACAGGGACGACGUCCGUAGCGCCCUCUCCCGGGGAGACCGAACCAGGCCGUGGGGUCCGCAUUGUGGUUGAGUACUGCGAACCCUGCGGCUUCGAGGCGACCUACCUGGAGCUGGCGAGUGCCGUGAAGGAGCAGUAUCCAGGCAUCGAGAUCGAGUCGCGCCUGGGGGGCACAGGGGCCUUUGAGAUUGAAAUCAAUGGACAGCUGGUGUUCUCCAAGCUGGAGAAUGGGGGCUUUCCUUACGAGAAAGAUCUCAUUGAGGCCAUCCGAAGAGCCAGUAACGGAGAACCCCUCGAAAAGAUCACGAACAGCCGCCCUCCUUGUGUCAUCCUGUGA